AUGGUCCGGGCGGUAACGCCGGCCAUGCAACAGCAGGGUCGGGGCGCCAUCGUCAACAUUUCGUCUGGUUCGGCAUUUACCGGCACCGGCAGCUCCAUCGCUUACGCGGCGUCCAAGGCGGCGUUGAACGUGAUGACCUACUCGCUCGCCCGAGCGCUGGCGCCGGAAAUCCGUGUGAACGCGGUGUGUCCCGGCGUAAUGCAGACUCGUUGGUGGCGGGAAGGCCUGGGCGAAGAGGGUUACGAAGCCUUCAUCAGCCGCUACGCAGAAUCGGCUCCGUUGAAAACCGCCGGCACCACCGAAGCGGUCGCCGAUCCCGUGAUCUGGCUGCUGGAAGGGGCGGAGCAAGUUACUGGCGAAACCAUCAUGGUCGAUGCCGGCUCGCACCUGGGACCUUCGCCGCGCCGAUAA
Molecule: messenger RNA, 411 nt
Organism: Geodia barretti
Lineage: Eukaryota; Metazoa; Porifera; Demospongiae; Tetractinellida; Geodiidae
Source: the annotation of a GenBank genome assembly